CCACUGAGACACAGAGCAGCAGUUCUGAGGAGCUCGUCUCAAGCCCACCGUCCCCACCACCCCCUCCCAGAGUCUACAAACCCUGCUUUGUCUGCCAGGACAAGUCCUCUGGGUACCACUAUGGUGUCAGUGCAUGUGAGGGCUGCAAGGGUUUCUUCCGCCGCAGCAUCCAGAAGAACAUGGUGUACACGUGUCACCGGGACAAGAACUGCAUCAUCAACAAGGUGACCAGGAACCGCUGUCAGUACUGCCGCCUGCACAAGUGCUUUGCAGUUGGAAUGUCUAAAGAGUCUGUUCGAAACGACCGAAAUAAGAGGAAGAAGGAAAGCCCAAAGCUGGAAGUGGCUGAAGGUUAUGAGCUGACGACCGAACAGGAGACCAUCAUUGAGAAGAUUCGAAAGGCCCAUCAAGAAACCUUCCCCUCCCUCUGCCAGCUUGGUAAAUACACCAUGAACUCAAGUGCAGACACCCGUGUGAGACUGGACCUGGGUUUGUGGGACAAGUUCAGUGAGCUGGCCACCAAGUGCAUUAUCAAGAUAGUGGAGUUUGCCAAACGAGUGCCUGGCUUCACGAGGCUGACCAUCGCUGAUCAGAUCACGCUCCUGAAAGCUGCUUGUCUGGACAUCUUGAUCCUGCGUAUCUGUACCAGGUACACUCCUGACCAGGACACCAUGACUUUUUCAGAUGGACUGACCCUGAACCGGACUCAGAUGCACAACGCUGGCUUUGGCCCACUCACUGACUUGGUUUUCACUUUUGCCAACCAGCUGCUGCCCAUCGAGAUGGAUGACACAGAGACAGGCCUGCUCAGCGCCAUUUGUCUCAUCUCAGGAGACCGUCAGGACCUGGAGGAGCCCUCCAAGGUGGACGAGCUCCAGGAGCCCCUGCUGGAAGCUCUGAAGAUCUACGUGAGGAAGCGCCGGCCCAGUAAACCCCACAUGUUCCCCAAAACCCUGAUGAAGAUCACCGACCUGCGCAGCAUCAGUGCUAAAGGAGCAGAGCGGGUCAUCUCUCUGAAGAUGGAGAUUCCAGGUUCCAUGCCGCCUCUCAUCCAGGAGAUGCUGGAGAACUCUGAGGGUCAGGAUGCUCAGAGCAGCAGCAGCACUUCGACUGAAGCUGCUGGAAGUUCCCCAAGCAGCAAGGACAGCCCCACUGAGGACACCACUCCCCCUGGUUCACCAGAGUCCACAGACCCUGAAGAGGUUACAUCCAAGCCCCCUGAUGCUGAGCCCUAGGAGGGGCCUGCAGGGGUCUUUGGGACAGUUCUUUGCACAUUCAGAGCAGCAGAUGAGGAGCCUGGAACCGUCUGCUCAGACUCUGUACCUGGUACCAUUGUACCCAGUUAACUCUAAACAAUUUACUCUGAACUUUCUCCUUUAAAAAGAAAAUGUCAGCAUGGAGACCCACAAGGAUCUGUGGUUACCUGAGACCAGGACUGGAGCCACAGAGACCAUGGUCCUCAGGUCUCCUGUGUAAAUUCAUACCUGCAUGAAGGGAGUCAGAUAAACUAGUCCUGUCUCAUCUCCUCACCUGUCGUGUUGUUGACAUUCUUACAUUGUACAUACCAUGGUACGCUUCAGACCCGGUCCCAUCCUGGAUCAGAUCCUAUCAUGGAUCUGGUCCCAUCCUGGAUCUGGUCCUUUCCUGCACCCCUGGACAACCUGGAUCUGGUCCCAUCAUUGAUCUGAUCCUGUCAUGGAUCUGGUCCCAUCCUGGAUCUAGUCCUAUCCUGAACUCCUAGACAUCAUGAAUUCUGGUUCCACCAAAGAACUGGUCUCAUUCUGGACAUCAUGAAUUCUGGUUCCACCAAAGAUCUGGUCUCAUCCUGGACUCUGGUCCCAUCAUGGAUCUGGUCCCACCUUGGACUCUGGUCCCGUCAUGGACUCUGGUCCCAUCCUGGACUCUUGUCCUAUCAUGGAUCUGGUCCCAUCCUGGACUCUGGUCCUAUCAUGGAUCUGGUCCCAUCCUGGACUCUGGUCCUAUCAUGGAUCUGGUCCCAUCCUGGACUCUGGUCCUAUCAUGGAUUUGGUCCCAUAAUGNCUGGUCCUAU
Messenger RNA from Austrofundulus limnaeus, 2050 nucleotides. RefSeq names its product retinoic acid receptor beta. Lineage: Eukaryota; Metazoa; Chordata; Actinopteri; Cyprinodontiformes; Rivulidae. Gene Ontology annotation, cellular component: transcription regulator complex; nucleus. Gene Ontology annotation, biological process: regulation of transcription by RNA polymerase II; retinoic acid receptor signaling pathway; cellular response to corticotropin-releasing hormone stimulus. Gene Ontology annotation, molecular function: nuclear receptor activity; zinc ion binding; nuclear glucocorticoid receptor binding. The record is from RefSeq and is a predicted model, not a curated record.